GCAUAAUUUAGGAGUAGCAGGUUUUAAUGAUAUUAUGAAAGUUACUGUAUUGUCAGGCAAAAUGGGAGGAAGAGACAAAUAUCGUGAAGUAAAAAUAGGUACAGCACAGGCUUCUAUGAAAGCACUCAUAUAUGAAAAAUUUAAUACUAUAGAUACUCCAAAAACAUAUGAAAAAAGAAUUCGACCACAUGUCGAUGGCAUGCCAUAUGCAGAU
Funneliformis caledonium is the source of this 214-nucleotide messenger RNA. Lineage: Eukaryota; Fungi; Glomeromycota; Glomeromycetes; Glomerales; Glomeraceae. The record is from the annotation of a GenBank genome assembly.